Molecule: messenger RNA, 1674 nt
Organism: Debaryomyces hansenii CBS767
Lineage: Eukaryota; Fungi; Ascomycota; Pichiomycetes; Serinales; Debaryomycetaceae
Gene: ASR1
Product: Asr1p
Exons: 1
Coding region: 1-1674 (557 amino acids)
Source: RefSeq, a predicted model, not a curated record
AUGGGAUUCGCAGAUAAAAUUCAAAAUAAGUUCAAUAAGAAGGACAUUGAAAACUACGACAAGCAAGGUGGUAAGAUCAUCGGUAAAGACAACCUUUCCGGUAACUUAGACAAGGACUCAAUUGCUGCAUACGCUGACCAAGCUGAUAAGAAGGGAGGUCAAGUACUUGGCCGUGAAAACUUAUCCGGUACCGAAGGUGGUAUUGGAAGCAAAUAUGCUGGAGGCAAAUCUGGCGAUGCUGCUGGCUCAUCAGGAGCCGCAGGUAGUUCAGGCCACGGUAAGGAAGCAGCAGCAGGCACAGCAGGAGCAGCCGGUGUAGGAGCAGCAGGUGCUGGUGCUUAUGGUGCUUCUCAUGGCUCCUCUGGUAAGGAUGCAUAUGGUUCUAGUGGCCAAGGCUCUUCUGGAGCUCACGGAACUUCAGGAAGUGAUGCUUACGGUUCUAGUGGCCAUGGUGCUUCAGGAAGAGAUGCCUACGGUUCCUCUGGUGCUGGUACCACCUCAGGUAGAGAUGCUCACGGUUCUUCUGGUGCUGGUACUUCUGGUACUACUUCAGGUAAAGAUGCUUACGGCUCGUCUGGUGCUGGUACUUCUGGUAAUACUUCUGGCAGAGAUGCUUACGGCUCGUCUGGCGCUGGUACUUCAGGUACUACUUCAGGUAAAGAUGCUUAUGGCUCCUCUGGUGCUGGUACUUCCGGUACUACUUCAGGUAGGGAUGCUCACGGCUCUUCUGGUAACGAUGCCUAUGGUUCUUCUAAUACUCACGGUUCUAGUGGCCACGGAUCUUCUGGUAGAGAUGCUUAUGGUUCUUCCGCUCAAGGUUCAGGAUCUGGAUCUCAUAUCAAGGAAGCUGCUGCUGGCGCUGCUGGUGCUGCCGGUCUCGGUGGUGCCGCAUAUGGUGCUUCUAAGCACGGUUCUUCUAACACCGAUACCUACGGCUCCAGUGGCCAAGGUUCUUCUGGCAGAGAUGCUUACGGUUCCUCUGGUUCUCACGGUGCAUCUGGUACCACCUCAGGUAGGGAUGCUUACGGUUCUUCUGGUGCUGGUACUUCUGGUACUACUUCCGGCAGAGAUGCUUACGGCUCGUCUGCUGCUGGUACCUCUGGUACUACUUCAGGUAGAGAUGCUUACGGAUCCUCUGGUUCCCACGGUGCAUCUGGUACAACCUCAGGUAGAGAUGCUUACGGUUCUUCUGGUGCUGGUACUUCUGGUACUACUUCCGGUAGAGACGCUUACGGUUCUUCUGGUGCUGGUACUUCUGGUACUACUUCCGGUAGAGACGCUUAUGGCACUUCAGGAACUCACAGUUCAUCCGCUAGAGAUACUUACGGAUCUUCAGGCAGCGAUGCUUAUGGAUCUAACACCCACAGCUCAGGCUCCCACGGUAAGGAAGUUGGUGCUGGUGCCGCCGGUGCUGGUCUUGGUGGUGCUGCAGGAUAUGGUGCUUCUAAGCACGGAUCUUCCAACACUGACUCCUACGGUCAAUCAGGAAGCUCUGGUUACGAUCAACAAGGUAAGAGCGCUGGAUCUGGUUCCGGAUCUGGUCUCGGUGGUUUCAGCACUGGUAAUGACAAGCUUGAUUCCAAGAUUGCUUCUUUAGAUGAACCAGUUCAAGAACAAGCUAAGGAAGCUUUCCACAAGGGUUACAAGGAUGCUCAAAGCGCCUUCCGUGGUUAA